This is a messenger RNA of Panicum virgatum (switchgrass), 1552 nucleotides long. Its product is annotated as NAC domain-containing protein 92-like. The record is from RefSeq and is a predicted model, not a curated record. Lineage: Eukaryota; Viridiplantae; Streptophyta; Magnoliopsida; Poales; Poaceae. Gene Ontology annotation, molecular function: DNA binding. The coding region runs from base 123 to 1010 and encodes 295 amino acids. Gene Ontology annotation, biological process: regulation of DNA-templated transcription. The transcript has 3 exons.
CCCUUUCCUCCUCGAUCCAAAACCCGCCCCGCUCCGAUUCACACCGCACCCAAGCGCAAGCGGCUCACAGAGCUUGCUCUCCAUUCCGAUCCGAUCCGAUCCCAGCAGCAGCAGCAGCAGCCAUGUCGUCGUCGGAGCCGCGCCUGGUGUUGCCGCCGGGGUUCCGCUUCCACCCCACCGACGCCGAGGUCGUCGUCGACUACCUGACGCCCAAGGCGCUCGACGGCAGCUUCUCCUGCGUCGUCAUCGCCGACGUCGACCUCAACAAGACGGAGCCGUGGGAUCUCCCUGGCAAGGCGAAGAUGGGGGAGAAGGAGUGGUACUUCUUCUGCCACAAGGACCGCAAGUACCCGACGGGGAUGCGCACCAACCGGGCCACCGCCAGAGGGUACUGGAAGGCGACGGGCAAGGACAAGGAGAUCUACCGCGGCCGAGGCCGCGGCGUCCUCGUCGGCAUGAAGAAAACGCUCGUCUUCUACACGGGGCGCGCCCCGCGCGGCGAGAAGACGCCAUGGGUCAUGCACGAGUACCGCCUCGACGGCAAGCUGCCGCCCAACCUCCCCCGAUCCGCCAAGGACGAAUGGGCCGUCUGCCGCGUGUUCAACAAAGACUACUUGGCGGCCAAGCCUGCCCAAAUGGCGCCCGAGCCGACCAGCAUCCCCCUCGACUUGGACGACAUCUUUGGCGUGCCGCCGCUAGAGGACUCGGAGUACGCCGUCGACGAUCUCCUCCUCGACUUCAAGGGCGCUGCGGCGGGCAUGGGCCAAGUCAAGGCGGAGCAGCAGCAGGGGCAGGGCCCCAGCUACUUCUCCCUGCCGGCGGCGACCAACCCGCACGGGGCCGCGGAGCAGGCGAUACGUGCGCACUGCAAGCCGGAGGCGCCGGCGCCGCUGCCGAGCCCGUCGACACAGUUGAGCGGCGGCGACAUGUCGUUCCCGGAGGCGGACGACCUACUGCUGCUGGACGAUGAGGGAUUAUUCAUGGACUACUCCAACAUGUGGAACUGCUAGCUAGCAGCCAUAAACAAUACAGUACUAGUACUAGUACUAGUACUAGUAGUUCGAUUCGGUCACCGGCGGAGCUAGCUCGCCACCGGCCGGUCGAUCAUUAGUUAGUUGAUCUAUUGACUUAUUACUGUUAUAGUUGAGCGAGGUUUGGGUUCGUGAAUCUAGCCAGCUAUCAGCCGAUCGACGAGAUGGAUGGAUGAAUCGAGCUAGCUGAUGUGGUGUUUAAUUAUAUUAGGGGUGGGGAAUUAUAUUGAGUGAGACUGAUCGAUGAGCAGCGCAGCUGCCUGCCGGCCGGCCAAGGUCUGAUGACGAAUGUGUCCGGACCUCGCCGGCGUCGUCUUGAUGGAUGUGGAGUCGUUGUGUGUACAGGAUUACUAGUGGUAGCAGCAGCUGAUUAUUGGCUUCAAUAUUCAGACUGCUGAUAGAGUAGUAGACAUGCAGUGAGAUAAAUGAAUGCAGUUGAUUGAUUGGUUAAUUGUAUCUGAAUCAAUGUAAGUAAAUGCACUCCAUGGAUCAAUUCUACAGUAGUAGACAUGUGGCGAUUA